Molecule: messenger RNA, 3537 nt
Organism: Talaromyces marneffei
Lineage: Eukaryota; Fungi; Ascomycota; Eurotiomycetes; Eurotiales; Trichocomaceae
Exons: 4
Coding region: 1-3537 (1178 amino acids)
Cellular component (GO): Golgi apparatus
Source: RefSeq, a predicted model, not a curated record
AUGUUCCAGCGCAUCCGCGGCGCUAUAGACGCGCGCAUCGCCGAAGAACAGGCCCGCCAACGCUCCGCCCAAGAAGCCACCGCCCGUCCAGUCCGGAGACCAUCAGCCCGUACCCCCAACGCCCGACAGCGAAGUAAUAGCGCCCUACUGCAGACGAGGGGUCCAGAUCCGAAGGAAUUCGAGUUCUCGAUUGGUGAUGAUGAUUCUACUGGUACGCCGCCGUCGGGGUUAAGUAGGUCGGGGACGCCGAAGUUGGAGGGUGCUAGUACUACGUCGGGGUCUACGGCUGUGGAGAAUACUCAGAAUGAGGGCGCGGAGGCUGAAGGAAAGGAUGGGGAGAAAAAAGAGGCCGGCGAGGAAGGGAAAGACAAGGCCACCGAGAGUGCAGAGAAGCCACCCGAGUUACCGAUUGAAGUGAGAUCGAAACUGCGACGGUUGGAUAAGAUUGAGUCUAGAUACAAUGAUCUGCACAAAGCGUACAAAAUGGCACAUGCGCGAGUCCUAUUGAUCGAAUCGUUCGAAUCGGCAUUGAGAGAAAAUACGCCGCUGACAUCGAUCGGAGACCCGAAAGCCUUGACGGAAUAUUUGAAUCAGAUGUCGCUGAAAAACGAUAUGUUGAUGGACGAACUGAAGAGAGUGACUUCGGAUCGGGAUGAUUUUAAGAAGAAACUGGCCACAGCGGAGAAGGCGACCAAAGAGGCAUUGGAUGAGGUUGCUACUCUUAAAGAGCAGAAACAGUCUGAAAAGGGUCUGGAAGAGAAAGAAGAGAAGAAAAAGACUGAAACUGAGAAGCCAGAAUCAGAGGACUUUUUCUCGUUUGAUAAUGAGAUUCCACGACUAGAGUCGGAGGUUCAGGAGAAACAGGAAGAGAUCGAGAAACUUUCGACUGAAGUGGAUAAGCUCAAGCGUGACUUGACUGUGGCCAGGGAGUCGACGGAGAGUAUGGUCAUUACAUUGGAAUCGACUACCCGAGAGUUGGAAGGAUUGCGAGAUUUCAAGGACAAGCAUGAAUCCGAGCUCGAGGAGCUGAAAUCUACGAAACAGAAGGAGAUUGAUGAUAUCAAAUCCAAACUGGAAUCUGCCGAGUCUGCUGUCGAAAAGUCGACUACCGAGUUAUCUGAAGUCAAGCGUCAGCUUACUGAAAAGUCAGAAGAGAUUGAUCGUCUGAAGACAGAAGCUGCGAAUGCCACUUCACAAGUGAAUACUUCCGAGCUAAACGAAAAGAUUUCCCUCAUUGAGAAAGACAAGGCAGACAAGGAAAAGCGCUUGGGUGUUAUCGAAGGGCUGGUCAACAAGUUGAAAUCCCAGGUCAAAGAUGGCGAGGAAACUAUAUCUUCACUACGGACGGAUCUUGCUGGAAAGAGCAACCAAGUAGGAGAAUUGGAGAAGAUUGUCAAGUUUGUUGAUGAUGGUCUUGGUUUCUCGCCGAAAUGGAAGUCGACGCGGGAGUCUGUCGUGGCAGGAAAGACAGCCAGUUUCGAUGAUGUGCGUCAGAUCUUGCAGGCUGAGACGAAGACGACCGAAAUGACUUCAACACCCGCGCCACCUGCAGCGACCCAGGAAAGCCAAACAGGCGCUGGCGGCAAGAAGAAGAAAAAUAAAAAGAAGAAAGGCAAACAGGCAGAGGAGGCCCCUAUUAAGGAAACUCCAGAGGAGCCGGAAACGGAGGCGGCUAUGAUUGAAACUGCAGAUGUGGCUGCUUUGGAAAAGAAGAUCGAAGAGUUGACUGAACAGCUUACCGAAAAAGAAGCUGCCAUUGAUCGGUUGCAUGCAAAGUUGAAAGGUGAAGACGAUUUGAAAGAAGAAAUUGAGUCUUUGCGGGAUGAACUACUUAAUAUCGGCCAGGAGCACGUCGAGGCUAAAGAUCAAGUCAAAACGCUCCUGGUCGAAAAAGCGGCUCUUGAAGAAGCUCGUGCAAAGAUUGAAAAGGAGGUUGUUGAGUUACGCAUGAACCAUGCAUCUGCCAGUGCCGACUCUGACAAGCUGCAUACCGAUCUGAAAGCUGAAUUCGAAGAGUUGAAGCACAAAUCGACAACAUUGGAGAAAGACCUUUCUGCUGCUCAACAGCUAGCAGCGUCGCGGUUCAAGGAUCUGACUGAUCUGAAAAACACGAUGCAAAAAUUGUCACCGGAGUUGAAAAACCUGCGCGCCGAGUCUGCAGAGUUGAAAACUACAAAAGAGGAACUCAACAAGAAGGUGGCCGACUUUAAGAAGCUGGAGAACAAACACGAGGAUUUGCGUGCCGAGGUCAAGUCGCUCAAGUCGAGUAUCGCUGAUCGCGAGAAUGAAGUCAAGACUCUUAACCAAAAGAUUCGACAGGAAACCGAUAGCCGACUCAAGGCCGAGGAGUCAUUGUCGGUUGUCAAGUCUGAUCUACGUCAGAGUGAGACGAGGAAACAGCAGGCGGUUGAAACACAAGAACGGACUUCGAGAGACCUGUCCAGAGCACAGGAAGAAUUGAAGAAUCUACGAGCCAAGAUGCGAGAGGUGGAAGAGAAAUCUACCCAGCUUGACAGGGAGUUGAGCGGUCUAAGAGAAGAGAUUCAGCUCAAGACAGCUCAACAUGCCAGUGCGCAAAGCUUGAUGACCAGCAUGCGAGACCAAACAUCCGAAAUGGCAAUGCAGAUGAAAGAAGCCCGCGAGCGAUGUGAAAGUCUAGAAGAAGAACUAGCCGAAGCCCAUCGCUUAUUGACAGAAAGAAGCCGUGAAGGUGAGACUAUGCGCCGUCUAUUGAACGAGAUUGAAGGUCGCACGGAUGCCAAAGUCCGCGAUUUCAAAGAACGACUCGAAGCUGCUAUCGAAGAGCGGGAUAAAGCUGAAGACGAAGCAAACACUAUGGGCCGUCGCCGCGCCAGAGAAUUAGAAGAACUCAAAACCAAAGUACGCGAAACGGAAAAAGCGCUUAAAGCAGCCGAAAACGACAAAGAAGAGUUGGAAUACGCGCAACGCGAUUGGAAACGACGAAGGGAUGAUUUGGAGCUUCAGGCGGAACGCUCAGCACAGGAGGUCAAGGAAGUGCGACAAGCAAUGGUCCAAUUACGCGAUGCCUUGGAUGAAAGCGAACGACAAGUUCGAGAAAUGGAGAAAGAGAAGUCAGAACUCCGUCGCUCGAUCGAAGAGACCAACAACCGACUCGAAAAGUUGCGCAAAGCCAACAAGGCUCUGACAGAUGAAUUCAGUCGUGCCGGCACCCCUCAGAACGGCAAUGGCACUGCUGCUGCCGCUGGUAUAAGACCAUCAACAAUGGAAUCCGGCAUCACCUCAUCCCGGUCAUCAAUCGACUCCAGUCGUCGUACCACUCCAGCACUCCCCGGUUCACGGGAACGAAACCCCUCCCUCGCACGCAGCGAGACACCUACCGAGCGUAGUCAAGGUGGAGGUUCUAUCGAUUAUAUAUACUUGAAAAACGUACUGCUACAAUUCCUCGAGCAAAAGGAUAAGAAUUAUCAGAAACAACUCAUUCCGGUUUUGGCGAUGCUGCUACAUUUUGACCGGACUGAUGAGCAGAAGUGGAUGAAUGCUGUGAUGUCACGAUAA